This is a messenger RNA of Calidris pugnax (ruff), 606 nucleotides long. RefSeq names its product peregrin-like. Lineage: Eukaryota; Metazoa; Chordata; Aves; Charadriiformes; Scolopacidae. The transcript is spliced from 3 exons. The record is from RefSeq and is a predicted model, not a curated record. Bases 154 to 606 code for a protein of 150 amino acids.
GCGGCGCUUUUUACCCAGCGGCCGCCCCGCGCCAGGCGCCGCCGCAGCCUCCAUUGUUGCGGCCCGGCCCGGGCCCGCCGCCGCCGCCACCGCCGCCCAUGGAGCCACCGCCACCGCCCGCCCGUUGAGCGCAGCCCCGGGGCCGCCCCCGCCAUGGGCGUAGACUUCGACGUGAAGACCUUCUGCCACAACCUGCGGGCCACCAAACCCCCCUACGAGUGCCCGGUGGGCACCUGCCGCAAGAUCUACAAGAGCUACAGCGGGAUUGAGUACCACCUCUACCACUAUGACCACGACAACCCCCCCCCGCCCCAGCACACCCCCCUGCGCAAGCACAAGAAGAAGGGGCGGCAGGCCCGCGCCGCCAACAAGCAGUCGCCCAGCCCCUCCGAGACCUCUCACCCUUCCCCCGCUUCCUCUUCCGUUGCUCGUCCCCCGCCGCCAUCUCCUCCGCUCCCCGCCGCCUCCGCCGGCCCGUCCUCGGCCCGUGCCGAAACGGCCGCCCCGCGCCAGGCGCCGCCGCAGCCUCCAUUGUUGCGGCCCGGCCCGGGCCCGCCGCCGCCGCCACCGCCGCCCAUGGAGCCACCGCCACCGCCCGCCCGUUGA